AUGGCAAGCAGUCAAACAAGUAACGAACGCUGGUUAGAAAUGGAUGUCAUUUUGCUCAAACAGUCAGAUGUCGAGAAAAAAAACCGUGGCUUAAUAUCCGGUACAGAAGUACAUAUGAUUCGCACGAUGAUCAAAGUUAAUACAGGGUGUUGUGAGUUAGCUCUCACGGCAUCUUUAGUCGAACAGCUUGAUUUGGAAUAUUUCGAUACCGUGUCGGUGUCCUCUAGUACACAUAACAAUGUUCUUAUAAAACGAUAUGGACCAGUGCUUAUUCAUUGGGAAAGAAUCAUCGCUCCUGCUUACGCUUAUUGUAUGCCAUGUUUGGAUGCGCCACUAUUAGGUCUAAAACCACUGCUUCAAUUUAAACCUGAUUUCGAUUGGAGCAAUAACACGUUACGACGUAGUAUUCUUUCUUUUCCUUAUAAACGAUUUUACAUCAAUCUCAAUGAAAUUGAGAAAGUUAUUGGUGAUGACAACAUCAAACGCUUUUCAGAUGAAUACAACGUUCAAAUUUAUCUUACCAAUGAAGGAGGUAGUAAAAUGAUACUUACUCUUUCAGCAAAUCGUUUCGAUGUUGAUCUGGACUUAGUUGCGCUAGCUGUAACUGAAUUGGCGGCAAGUGUAAAGCCAAUCGAGUGA
Molecule: messenger RNA, 639 nt
Organism: Adineta ricciae
Lineage: Eukaryota; Metazoa; Rotifera; Eurotatoria; Adinetida; Adinetidae
Source: the annotation of a GenBank genome assembly